This is a messenger RNA of Nannizzia gypsea CBS 118893, 876 nucleotides long. RefSeq lists its product as hypothetical. Lineage: Eukaryota; Fungi; Ascomycota; Eurotiomycetes; Onygenales; Arthrodermataceae. The transcript has a single exon. The coding region runs from base 1 to 876 and encodes 291 amino acids. The record is from RefSeq and is a predicted model, not a curated record.
AUGCGGUCGUUCCUUGCCGUACCCUUUCUUUUAAGCUCCCUGGGAUCAUCCUCACCUAUUGACAUCAGAUCCGCUUCACAGAACGAUAUCAGAGCUCCAGAACAAACACGCGUUGGCUACUUCGAUGGAGAUACCUUCUACUCCCCGCCCUUUGCUCCUCCUCGUUGGGCAGGCGACAACGAGGUAUAUGAAGACAACGAUAGCCCCAUUUCUGAUAAAACCUUCCCAGACUGGCCCACGACCCAUCUCCUAGCACGACGCCUGCUUGCUGUUUCCUCCACCGCUGUUCUUUCUACCGUCUAUCCAAAAGGCUAUAGAGACAGUACUCUUGAGGGAACGCCUAUUGGUCUACCCGACUAUAUCGCCGACUGCUCUGCCCAUGAUAACAACGUUGCCCUAAGGAACAUUCUUGGGCGAGGAAACCCUCUUUUACUUGCCUUGAAUGUUGGUACAACGUUUAGAAACGCAAAGGCCGGGUCUAAGGUUUCUCUGUCAGUGGACUGGUGGCAACAUUCCCGUAUUCCUCCGAAAGGAGGAGACCCUCUAGAUCGUGUGCCAGCUGGACUUCCUCGUCUUUCACUGAUCGGCCGUAUCGAAGAGAUUCCACUCGAUUCGCUAUCGAAAGGGGAUCGGCAAGCAGUUGAACAAUGCUUCCUACAACACCAUUCAGACGCAAAGUACUGGCUUCCGGGGUCUCCCAAAUCUCCACAUAGUGGCUACUGGGCACGGUUGGUUGUUGAAAAGGCAUUCUGGGUGGGAGGGUUUGGUGAUAGAGCGAGAAUAGGCUGGCUUGACAUGGAUACUUGGAAGGCCAUCCCUGAGAACAGUAAGGAUGGGAAGAAGGGGUGGGCCGAUAUUAAAUUGCCAGGAGAGUGA